This is a messenger RNA of Microplitis mediator, 7189 nucleotides long. It is a transcript of the gene Nak, whose product is annotated as BMP-2-inducible protein kinase. The transcript has 13 exons. Gene Ontology annotation, biological process: protein phosphorylation. Gene Ontology annotation, molecular function: protein kinase activity; ATP binding. Lineage: Eukaryota; Metazoa; Arthropoda; Insecta; Hymenoptera; Braconidae. The record is from RefSeq and is a predicted model, not a curated record. Bases 316 to 4671 code for a protein of 1451 amino acids.
GCAUGCGCAAUAAAAAAAUUGCACAGCCCCGAAAAUGUCGGCUGGCUAAAGAAUAAUACGUCGAUUAGUUAUCAAAAAAAUAUAUAAUAUCUAUUGGUUAAUAAUAAAUGCACUAUUUUAAAAUAAUAAAUUCAAAUAAAGUGAAUAAUAUUAUAUUUAUAUAAAUAAUAAUUCAAAUAAUUAACAGUAAGAAUUAAGAGUAAUUAUAAUAAUAUAUCGCGCGGCUUUCACGCGCAAUCGUGCUCCAGAUAACCGGCCGUAAGAGGCCUUAUGUCAAUCCCCGUACGAUAUCGGUCAGAUUGACCAAGUGCCAACAUGAAGAAGCUUUUUUCAAAAAUUGACAACACGUCUAAAGAACCCAAUAGUUAUUUGGGAAAAGUAUUUGUUGUGAGUCGACAUACAGUCACCGUUGAGGAAGUCCUUGCAGAAGGAGGAUUUGCCAUAGUAUUUUUGGUUAAGUCAUCAAAUGGUAGAUAUGCUCUUAAACGCAUGUAUGUCAAUAAUGACAAUGAUCUCAAUGUAUGUAAAAGAGAAAUACAAAUUGCAAGCAAUUUGAGUGGACAUAAAAAUAUUAUAGGAUAUGUAGAUAGUAGUAUUACUCAUAUAGGAGGUGGAGUCCAUGAACUCUUACUUCUUAUGCCCUAUUGUAAAUCACAAGUCCUUCAAAUGAUGAAUAAUAGGUUACAAACGGGUUUUAGUGAAUCUGAAGUGCUACAAAUAUUUUGCGAUGUUUGUGAAGCGGUAUCGCGAUUGCAUCAUUGUCAAACGCCAAUUAUCCAUAGGGACCUGAAGGUGGAAAAUAUAUUACUCGCUGACUCAGGACACUAUGUGUUAUGUGAUUUCGGAUCGGCUACGGGAAAAAUAUUAAAUCCAAGUGUCCAAGGUGCAGCAAUUGUAGAAGAAGAAAUAAAAAAAUAUACAACCUUGAGUUAUAGAGCGCCAGAAAUGGUUGAUAUGUAUUGUGGAAAACCUAUAACUACUAAAGCUGAUAUUUGGGCAUUAGGAUGUUUAUUGUAUAAAUUGUGUUUCUUUACUUUACCUUUUGGAGAAAGUACGCUUGCAAUUCAAUCAGGAAACUUUACUAUUCCCGAUAAUUCUAGAUAUAGUAAAUCAUUACAUAAUUUAAUAAGAUAUAUGCUAGAACCUGAUCCAGAUUUACGACCUGAUAUUUUUCAAGUAUCGUCCAUAGCUUUUCAAAUCCAAGGCAAAGAAUGUCCCGUACAAAAUUUAUAUAAAGUUGGUACACCGACCAUUGAUGCUUUACCUACUGCACCAAUAGAAUCUGAGAGUAUAAAACGAUCAGCAUCGAUAAAAAUUUCAAAACCAACGCCAGUAACAACGACAGUUGAAGGUACUUCUGUGACACCAAGACAAAGGCCAAAAGGUCAAGGAGUCGGUACAGGUCCAAUAAGUUUAACCGGUCAGAUUGUUAGUCAAAUAUCUGGUCAAGGGAAUCAAAUGCAACAGCAGAGUGGUACUUCAGUGUCUUAUGUACAAGUUAAUCAAUCGGCAACAGUUAAUACCUCACAACAACAGUAUAUAGCUCAGGGUGUACAAAUUGUACCAACAAUGCCGACAAACCAACCACCACAACCUUUACAACUAUCAAUGCAGUCGUCUUUCGCUCAAGUCUCACCACAUAUUACUUCUCCAAGUCAAAGUGUUUCCUCUUUUGUUCCCAGUCAAACUUCUCCAUUCAAUCAGUCUCAGAGCCCUCUAGUAGCUGGACAUACGGCUCAACUUACCCAACAAUCGCCUGUUACAGUUCAAGACAAAACUGCAUAUUAUUUUGAUGUAAGACAACAUGAAAUAAGAGCAGGUGUUGCUGAUGAACAUUUAGAAGCUUUAUUUCCACCUUCUGGAUAUCCUGACCCAUUUAUAGACGACGCACGAUCGAUGCCACCUCCAGCUUUAGUUGCUUCUAAAUCAGGAUCAACAAAAGUUCUUCCAAAACUUACGACUCCGACUAACAGUGGAUCGUCAUCAAUGUUUGUUUCACCAACUCAAUUACCACAGAAAAUAAAUACUCCGUUGUCACAAAAUAAAGCAACACCGUCUUUCACACCACAUGCUGUUUCAAAGCCAUCUAAUAAAUCGGAAAGUUUGAGUCAAAAUAUAAGUGCUAAUACUUCACCGCCAGAUAGCCCGACAAUGUCAUCAUCAAGACAUCGAAGAAACGUUAGUGAUACUAGUGCUUUUAACAAAGUGUUUGCUAAUGAGACAUCCCAAUUCUUAGCGCCAUAUGAUGCUUCAGUAAGACCACAUUCAGAAGAAGAUACAUUACCAGAUAUUAAAACGGAAGGGAGGCCGUGCAUCGGCACGAGUGCCUCACAUGGUGAACUAUCGAGUGUGUCAAGUGUAGAAGGCCGUUCACUGAGCGCCGAUGUAUCAACUUGGAAUCCUUUUGAAGAUACACAGCCAUUUAAUCAAUUAACAGAAGAUCACAUUUUUGGCGCUGAAUUUGAUAAAAUUAGACGGGGUAGUAACAGCAGUAUUGGUGGCGUUAAAAGUCGUGAAAGUUUAGUUAUGUCUUAUUCAGAAGUACCAGAGGAUCCAUUUGAAUCAGCUCCUUUUUCAUUGCCUGCGGGUAAAAAAUCAAAACUUGGAUCCAAGACGGCUGCAAUCGCUGGAGGAACGGAUGUAAGAAGCGGAAAAUUAGCAACAGUCCACUGGAGUCCUGAUACAGAACCAGCAGCGGCUGAUGAUGAGGCAUCGCUGUUAAAAAAAUCUAGUCCAAUUUCACCCCAAUUUGUGCGUGUACCCGUUGAAGAUCGAUCUAAAUAUGAAAAGCUCGCUUUCAAUGCCGAUGACGUGUCAAGUGAUAGUGAUAAAGCAAUAGCACAAAGAAACCAAGAGCGUAUGAAGAAAAAACGUCGGCGUGUAAAAGCUGUUUUAAGUAGACGAAAAAAAGAAGUUUCGUCGCAAGAAUCAGGUCAAGCACCUGUGGAGUAUGAGUCCGAUGAUUCAAUAGGAUCAGCAAGUGAUCUUAAGGCAAUGAAUGAUGAGGAUGGUAAUGAUCCAGAUGAUGAUCAUGAUGAUAACGACGAUGAUGAACGUGAAAAAAUAGAUGAAACUAUUUCCGAAAGUGUUCGUACAUGUGGCAGCUCAGCUUAUCAUGCUGAAUGUGAAUCUGUGGCUACUCAUGAAGAUGAUCAUAGAAUUAAAAAAUCAAGAAGACAUCGAGAACAACAUCAAACAUUACCAACCAUUCAUGCUGAUCCAAUAGUAGGUCAUCAGUAUGGUGAAAAACCACUUUUACUUGACGAUGAACUAGAUCCUGAAGCUAAACCUGAACAACUACAUGGAGAUCCUUUUGUUGGGCAUCAGUAUAGUUCAAAGCCACAUUUAUUUGACAAUGGCAGCUCUUCCGAUGAAAUUAAUAAGACUAAUAUUAUUAAAAAUGGUAUUUUUAAAGCUGAUGAGGAUGUUUUUGCUUUAGCACCUUUUCCAAGACCAACAAGUUCACGUAAAAGUAGUGAUAGUAAAGAAAAUACAAAUAAACUAAUCGUAUCAACUAAUAGUAUACCCAAUACACCACCAGAUACAAAUUUAAUAUCUCCAAUUACUGAUUCACCAGCACCAGUUGUUUCUGGUACUUUAGUUGAUAUUGACGACAGUACGGAUUCCAAUGUUGCACUAAAAACUCCUGGUUUAUUAUCAAAUGUACCCCUAGAAAGUUGGAAUAAUUAUGAAAAUGAUAAUUUUAUGAGUUCACAACCUGUUAAAUUUUCAACAAAUGUAAUUAAAGAAGACAAAGAUCUUUUUGGGUCAUUGCCAUUUACAAAUCCAUUUACUAAACUUGGUAAUUACCAAACAGAGACUGACACGACGUCUUUACCUUGUCAAACUAAUUUAUACUCCAACUAUAGUGUUAAUAGAGUACCUCAAAAUAAAUAUAAAAAUAAUAAUAAAGUUAAUACAAAUACUAUUGCAGAUAAUAAUUUUGGACAAGUUACAGUCAAUACAACUAAUGUAACAAUUAAUAAUUCAACACAUAAAGAUCUUUUUGGAUCAAUUCCUUUCGAUGAAUUUGCUACUUUGACUAUUAAUAAUCAACCUCAACAACAACGACCUACAUCAUUGCCACUAUCACAAUCACCAUCAUUUGUAGACAAUGCACUCAGUACUAUUUUAUCAACUAGUGCGCAGUCAACAAAUUCCAGUCAAUUUUCUUCAUCUGUGAUGAAUAUACAGCAGCAGCAACCUCAAUCGGUUUAUGUUAUACAACCGGAAGUGCAACAAACAGCGAGAAUAAUUGUUAAUGCAACAAACAGUGUAUCGAUAUCAAAUAUUUCACCAGAUAUUUUGUCGCCGAUGUCACCUGAACCCCUAGUCGUUACCGACCAUUCGUUGAAAUUAAAAAAAGACAAGGCCAAAUCAUCAGAUAAAUCAAAGUAUCAUCUUAUUAGUGAAAAUCGUAGUGAUACAAUAAAUGUACUAUCUAUUAAAGCACCGCAAAAAUCUAAAGGUGUUACUUAUAAAAAAACCCCCAAGUCCAAAAAAAGCGCUGCAGUUACUGCUGGAUUCAGUAAUAUGAGCUUUGAAGACUUUCCAAGUGAUGAAAAUGAUGAUAAAACAGUAAGUGGAGCUGCUGUAACGCCUUUUGAAGUUAGACGUGAACCAGAAAAACGCUUUGGAUCACUUAAACGAAGAAGCAAUCCAUUUACUUGAGAAAUCACCAAUGAGUUGUAUUUAAAUUACGUUAAUUGUAAGUCAUUAUAUUAUUUUUAAUUCUUUAUUUAUUUAUAAUAUUAUUUUUUAUUUUUAUGUAAUUUAAUAUCGAUACUUUAAAUGCUUUCAAUCGUAAUCCACAUGUCAAUAACUUGACUUCAUACACAAAUUCAAUUUAUAGUAUUUUUAAAAUAAUAGUAUAUUACAUACCUAGGCCAGUAAAAUAAGAAAAGUCUCAGAGCAUAUGUAAUUGUUGGCCGAGGCGAAGCCGAGGCUGACAAACAUGUGGUCUGAGGCUUUCUUUUUUACUGACCAAGGUGUGUAUACGAUUUUUCUGCUCGACGAAGCCGGAAAGUUGCAACUUCGUUUAGGGCAGCGGUCCGAAAGUUGCCACUUUCCGGCCGGAGGGCAGAAAAAGUUAAAGUUUUAUUAACUAUCAGUAUUUUAUUAAAAUUCAUUAACAAAUAAUUGCAUUUGCUGUACUAUAAAAUGCGGGUUCCGUAACACAAUAUCCAACGACAAAAUAACCGAGGACAAAAUAAUCGAAUGACAAAAUAACCAACUGACAAAAUAACCGCCCUUUUAUCAUGGUUUUUGUGUGUUUUGUCGUAGGUUAUUUUGUCGCGGAUAUUUAGUAGUGACACCUAAAAUGCAUUUUGACUUUACUUAAAAGAUGCUAUUAUUCAUCAUUAAUUACAUUAUACAAUAUAUUUUAAUGCACUUUUUAUAUCCACUUAGGGUAGAAGUACCAUUUGUGGCCACUGCUCUAUUUUUGGACAUUUAAUACUUUAUUUUAAUUAAUGAAGAAGUAUUUUAAAAAAACUUGCAUUGUAAUCGUGUGAUAAAAGUAUCUACGAACACAUUUAAAAAACUGGCCCUAAAAUGGCCAAAAACGGUACCUGUAUUCUAUAUGAUACUUAUUCUUUUUGGUUCGGCAGCUUAUUAUAUUUUCCGUCUAUUGAUUUUUAAUAAUUGCUAGUGUAUUUUAGGUAGAGGAAUUUAUCCGUCAUAUUUGACAGGAAAUAACUUAAAUUAUACUUUCCACUAAUUAAUUGUGUUUUACUAUAUAAUUAUUAAAUUAAUAACAUAAUAAAUUAUCAGUAUCGGUUGUUUCGUUAAUGAUGAAGACAUUAAUUUUAAGACUAAUUUUUUGAUCUUGAUGACUGAGACAAAAGCUAUUUUGAAUCAAUGUCCACUUGCCAUUUUCCAUAUCAUUUUAUUUAGAAUUGCAUUUAUAUCUACACAUCUAAACAGGCGUUCUUACUUUUUUUUCUCUUACAUUUUAAAUAGGAAAAUCAGAAAUUUUGGUCGAGUUUUUUUCUUAAACAAACGAAUAUUAUCAAAAAAUUAAAGCGUACUUCGCCAGAUUAGACAGUAGUGCAUCAAUGUGCAGUCUAUAGUUUGUAUUUAGUUUUUGUCUCCUAGAAAAACUCAGCCGAAAAUAUCUGAUAACCCUGUUGUUUAAUUUAGUCUUGAGAAAAAUUUUCACAAUGAAUAUCAGUCUGUAUUAAUCUAAUCUCAUAGUUAACACCAUGACUUGAUAAUAAUUUUAUAAUUCUUUCUUUUUUAUAUUUGUUAAUUAACUUUUGACACUGCGAUCAAUUCAAAGUUUCAAACUUUAUAUACUAUUUGAUUUUUUUUUUUUAUCUAAUACAUUCAGCAUUCCUUUUUUUAUAAUUUUACAUUUUGAAAAUAUUUAUUUAUAACUUUUUUACCUAUUUAUCUAUAGCUUCUAAUCUUGCACCUCUAUAAUUUUGAUAUUCAUUAAUAAUUUUCUACAACUCGUAACCUAAUCAUUUCAUUUCGCAAAACAAGUUUAUUAUUAUUUUUAAUUAAACAACCCUUAGAAAAAUACUAAGGUUAUACAAAUGUUCUGCAUGAGAAUUUCCAUAUUUGGGACAAUUUAAAACUUUUGAACAUUCAAGAUUAGAAACACCGAUCGAUUAAAAAUUUUCUAAACGUCCCAUAAAAAAAAUUGUCAAAAAUGUGUUGACUAUUCUAAACUUAAAAUGUGAUACAACCAUGAACUUUUUUUGAACUUUUAAAAGUUUGAAGGAAAAAUCAAUGAUUGACUUAAUACUAUUAAGUUAUGGUAAAAAAAAAAAAAGAAACGUUUCGAAACAGUUAAAAAUCAACUUUUUCAGGACGUAUUCUGCACUGAAAAAAGUUUACAAAAGUAUAAAGACGUUAAUUUAUAGUAUUAAGUCCAGUGUUUUUUUUUUUUUUGUAUUUUCAGAAGUUUAAAAAUUGUUUAUAAAAAGUUUGUCGUAUCACGUUUUGAAGUUUCUAAUAGUCAACGAUUUUUACACGGGAAUUUUUUACACGAGAAUUGUCUAGUGAUGUUUGAAAAAAGUUAACUUGAACAUUUUUCACUUAGUGAAAAAUUUUAAAUUAACUUUUCUGCUCUGAAACAUGUUAGAAUAAAUCUUGUGAAAACACCAACAAAAAAGUUUGAAAUGAAUUUUUUAAAAUUUGGAAGUUACUCAAGUGCAACAUUUUUGAAAAAUGGUCUUAUUUU